Molecule: messenger RNA, 729 nt
Organism: Penicillium malachiteum
Lineage: Eukaryota; Fungi; Ascomycota; Eurotiomycetes; Eurotiales; Aspergillaceae
Exons: 2
Coding region: 1-729 (242 amino acids)
Source: RefSeq, a predicted model, not a curated record
AUGGUCGUGAGAAACCAGCAGGAUAGGAUCAAGGGCACCUCUGUACUAAGUCUUCCACCACAGAGCCAAGAGCUAUUGAAUCGGAUCCGUCUGCCUGCUGAGCGCUCAUUAAGUGAUGACCCCAUAUGGCUUCGCACCUGCUAUGAUCCCUCCACUGAGGACUCUUGGACCAACAUUCAAAAUUACCUUGAACUCAAGUUUGGUCAUCCACCUUCAACUUUCAAUGAUCCAUCCCUGUACAACUUCGGCUCGAACUGGGAAAAGGUUUUUCUUCGUGCUCCACAACUUCUCAGCAAUGAUCAAUCGGCUGAAGAAUAUGACGAGUAUGUUGAUGAGGCCCUCCAAGAGGGAAUUGAGUCCGAGAGUAUGGAUGCUCAGCAUGCCGAAGAAAACGGCUAUGACCCAGUGGAAGAUGAGUUACCAUGGACAUGCUUUUAUUCAGAGUACCUCUGGCGACUAGUCGCAGGACGUAUUCAUAUUGUUGAUGCGAAAACUCUUGCCCACAAAGGUCGCAACGCAGGGAAAGUCCUGGUGAUGUGGUUCGAUCAUGGUGGACGAGCAAUCCGUUAUGCUCGGGAGGAACUGGAUGAAGCAGGGAGCAUUGGUGGGUGUUUCGAUUAUAUCCUCAAAGAUCAUAAUUGUUGGGCGAAUGGGGAUAUUGGCGAAUCCUAUGAAUGGGGUGCACCUUUGGGACCACCUUAUGGUGAGUACAGCAGCGAAACCAAGUAG